AUGGCUAAGCAAACACGCCGAGCGCAGAAGCUUCAGGAAAUGGACGAAGUGAUAAUGGUAAUAAUACGCAAAGCAAAACGCGAAGAUUGUAAAGCUAUCAGAAGCUUGAUCCAGGAAUUAGCUGAUUUCGAGCGUAUGCCGGAUGGUCCAAAAAUUAAUUCCGAAGUUUUAGAAAAAGAUGGAUUUGACACAGAUCAUCCUUUGUUCAUAUGCUACGUAGCAGAGAUAGAUAGAAACGUGGUAGGGUAUGCAAUUUCAUAUUACACAUACUCGACGUGGGGCGGUAAAGCCAUGUACUUGGAAGAUUUGUAUGUUACACCUAACAAUCGAAGGGAACACGUAGGCAGUAAAUUAUUAAGAGCUGUUGCCAAAGAAGCGGUAGAUAACAGUUGUUGUAGACUAGAUUUCUCUGUCCUUAAAUGGAAUCCUGCAAGAGAUUUCUAUAAAAGUAAAGGAGCAAUUGAUAUAACGGAAGAGGAAGAGUGGCAUCAUUAUCGUUUUACAAAUGAAGCUUUAAAAAUUUUAGCUACCGAUUCAUCCUACUUAUUUUCUUCGCGUGAAACGUUGCUUGCACGAAAUAUGAUUGGUAAAAUUUCCGUUCCGGAGGAACACACGUUACACAAAGAUGAUGUUAAAUUAAUUGACGACGACGACUCAGAUUUAUUGUCGCACAGCCAGAUGAGUUGGGACGAUAUAGGAGACAGAUAUGUACCGUACGAAGUUUUGUCAAACGAAUCGGUAUCGACUACCCCUGAAUCGUCUACAACUUCCGAUCUUUCGUUCACGUUGCUCGAUCAAGUGCCGUUCUCAGCAGAUCAAAAAGUAAUCCAGUGCGCAACUGGUAGUAAUUGGAAUAGUUUUAUUCUGGACAUCGAUUUGUGGGAAGAUGAUAAAGCGCCCGUCGUAAAGCUGAGAGAACUGUGCGAUGUAACGUUUGACGAUUUAGAAUUCUGCGGAUUUCUCACUGACAGGCUGAUAGGAGUUAGCAAAUCGUAUCUUACCAAAUCCCCCGAGAAUGGUCUCUACGUAUUAAGCAAAUGCGUUAUGAGAGACAUGUCGCUCUCGCAUAUUGUGAUGUUAAGAUAUCAUCGUUACUUGCAAUACAUCGAUCUCGCAUACAAUCAUAUUUCGACUUUACUACCACUGAAAGGCAUUCCCUACUUAAUGUUUUUAAACGCGUCGCAUAAUAGGAUAAACAUUAUUCUCGAUUUUUCACCUCCUUGGUAUUUGACGUACGUAAAUUUAUCCUUCAAUUACAUAUCAAAAAUGCGUGAUAUCAGCGAAUUCUGGAGUAUCGUGCAUUUGGACUUGUCACAUAACGCGAUCGAGAUCAUUUCUGGCUUGCAAAAUUUGAAGUAUCUGAAGUAUUUAAAUUUGUCGUAUAAUUUGAUCGAGCGUAUUGAAAAUUUGGAUAAGCUAAAUAUCCAGGAGCUAAAUCUAGAAGGCAAUUGCAUAUUGACUUACAAGUCAGCUAUGCCUGGGUACGGCAUAAGCAGUCUAUCAGAUUUACGAAAAAUAUACUUAGGGUACAACAAGUUGACUACUUUAGAAUUUCUCAAGGACGCGUACAGUUUGCGCGUGAUAGAUUUGAAGUUCAAUAAGGUCGACGAUUUAUUGGAAUUGCAAAACUGCAAAGGGCUGAUCCAAGAAAUGGAUCUUCGAGGUAAUGGUUGCACGAGGUGGCCCAAUUAUAAAGCCGUGAUACUAUUCUCUAUUCCAAGUAUACAACGCAUCGACGGGGUCGAAGUGACUAGCGCAGAGAAAAUAGCAGCUGUAACUUCGUUCGCCUCACCGGUGAAUUUAGCUGCCGCUCGUACCGUAACAAAAUUGACGCUUUUGGAGCAGUUAAGCACUCCGAAGAUUGAUUUACAUGUUACACCGUAUGACGAAGGAAGCCCGCCGUUGAUAAUACUAACAGGUCCGAGCGCAGUGCAGAAAUUGUCUUUGGCUCUUCACAUUGUUCGAACGUUAUUAAAGAAAGUAGUAUAUUGCCGAUGGUACACGACGAAAAAGGGAGAGAGUAACGAAAGCGAAAGUCAAUCAUAUAUAUUCGUGGAUAGAGAAAAGUUCAAUGAUAUGUCCCGCCGCGGAGAGUUCCUAGCUAUUCAAGAAGAAUUAGGACACAGUUAUGGAUUCCAUUGCAGCGAAAUCGCUUUGCUGAAAUUAGAGAAGAAAAUUGGUAUCACUCAAACGGAUCUGCACGCAACCAUACAGUUGACCAUGCGUUAUUCCAAUAGUAAACCGGUUCUUGUACUAACGAAGAGCGAAGAAGUUCACAGCGAGUGGAUACAAGAGAAGUUCGACAUCCAGAUGUAUACCAAGUAUAGUAAAGAAAAUAUAGCAUCUAAAGAGACCGCAGUUACAGAAAGUGACCUAAAAUUUAUUAAAGGAAUUGUGAACGAUACUGUACAGAAUCUUAAACUGCCUAACAAAAUUAGAAUAGCAGACGUAGAUCUAGUUGCAAAUAUAUACGACAGUAAUUCGUACGUUGACGAAGAUAUAUUCAGGGACAGAAGCGUGUUGCAUAAGAAGAAUGUAGGGCACAUCAAGUUCCAGGAAGAGAUAGAUUCAGUUGAAGACAAUAGAAUCUGUUCACAGGUAAUCUUAGACGAAUAUUCGAAUAUCGUGAUCGAAGAUGCAGAAGUGAAACGUAAACGGCAUCAGGCAAAACUUCUACAACGUCGUAAUACGUUAAUACUAGGAGGAAUAACUUCGCCUACGGAUCAAAGCGAUUCCGGAUCCAGCGACGAAGUGUUCGUGGAGAGAAAACCAUUAGAAAUAAAGAAACCGGAACAUAUGAAAAACUACUAUACGGAAUUAAUACUGAAAUCGAGAAAGAUUUACUUAGAUCAGCACAUGAAUAACCCUGGAUUCUUUUCUCUGGUGGUACUGACGGAUGAAUAUAUUCGAGCGUAUAACAAAUUAAUUAAUUUUAUCUUUAAUGUAUAUACCAAUUUUUGCGAGGAGAAACCGAAAUUUUUGUCUGAGCUUAAUCACUUUUCUGAAGUUGCUAUUCCGGCAAUGAUCGAGCCCAUCGUUAACGAGAUAAAACAAUCUUUGUCAAGUUCAGUAUUGCAAAGAAGAACCCUUCUAAGAAAUUAUGGUGUUACUUCUUGGAAAGACUUAAUGCCUAGCCAAGUGGAGGAAACAAUGAUCGAUCAUAUUAAUUAAGCGCGAGGUAAAAAUUA
Messenger RNA from Ceratina calcarata, 3188 nucleotides. RefSeq lists its product as uncharacterized. The transcript has 18 exons. Bases 1 to 3171 code for a protein of 1056 amino acids. The record is from RefSeq and is a predicted model, not a curated record. Gene Ontology annotation, molecular function: N-acetyltransferase activity; protein binding. Lineage: Eukaryota; Metazoa; Arthropoda; Insecta; Hymenoptera; Apidae.